UUGUUAGGGCAGCUUUGACCUUUUCCUUGGCAGAGGAGGAGGAGGCGAAAAAUAGGAAGAGACUCUGGAGGAGAGUCGGAGCCGUGGAUAGCCUGCCCUACGGGAUAGUACAAACGCUGGCAUCGGCUGGGACCGGCAUCUCGGGCACAGGAACUAAGGGAAAGAGGAAAAGCAACGAGGAAGCAAGCAGUCGGGAUAGGUACAGUCCGGGAAGGAGAUUAAAGAGAGAGCGCUCCUGCAGAUCUGCACGGACUCUCAAAGAAAUGGAUCGUGGGGGGAUUUUUGAGGAGAUUGCAAGGAUGAUAUAAAGCCAAUACAACUAUUGUAGUGGAGGGAAAAAAAAGUUACAACUUUUGCCCCGGGUCUGAUCAAGGAUGUAAAGGCUAGAACUGUACAGCUGAGGGGGAACUUCAAUCCCAUUCUUUCCAAGACCAGGAAGUAGUUUGUAUCUCUAAUCAACAUCUCCAUGCCUUCUUGGGUAAUGGUUCUGUAGAACCAAGCAGGGCUACUUUCUGAGUUCCCUGGCCCGAUCCUGGCCUCGAUCAACAGGGACUUCUAUCCCACAGCAAUUUCCUGUUCUUGGGCUCUUGGAAAGUGGUUCAGCUGAACUGGCUAUGCAGCAAUUGAAUCAGGCUCUCGUACUUCCAAUAAUGGAGCCAUAAUCUGACUAAAUAGGCAAGAGAGAAGAAGAGAAGAGGAAGGAAAAGAGGAGCAAAAGAGAAGAGUGGCUGUCUAACUUUGGUUGUGUAUCAUGAGUGGUGGAAGAUUUGAUUUUGAUGAUGGAGGAGCCUACUGUGGGGGCUGGGAAGGUGGCAAAGCCCAUGGGCAUGGCAUCUGUACUGGCCCCAAGGGUCAGGGCGAAUACUCUGGCUCUUGGAACUAUGGAUUUGAAGUGGUGGGGGUAUACACGUGGCCCAGUGGCAAUACCUACGAGGGUUACUGGUCUCAAGGAAAGCGCCAUGGCUUAGGGAUUGAAACCAAAGGACGAUGGCUUUACAAAGGUGAAUGGACCCAUGGUUUCAAGGGAAGAUAUGGCAUAAGGCAGAAUAUCAGCAAUGGAGCAAAGUAUGAAGGUACCUGGAAUAACGGGCUGCAAGAUGGAUAUGGCACAGAGACUUAUGCUGAUGGAGGUACCUAUCAAGGCCAGUUCACCAAUGGCAUGCGCCAUGGUUAUGGAGUCCGUCAAAGUGUCCCAUACGGUAUUGCAGCUGUGGUCCGCAACCCUCUAAGAACCUCCCUUACAUCCCUACGGAGUGAGCAUAGCAAUGGCACACUGCUACAACAUGAUUUGCCAUCAGCAAACCAGGAACACGUUCCCAUGUCACCUACCAUAACUCGGGGUGGCUUUGCUCUCAGCUUGUAUGCAGAUGCUGAUGCUGGCAAAUUAAAGAAGGGGGGACUCUUCAGGCGGAGCUCCUUGUUCGGGAAACUCAAGAAAUCUGACUCCAAGACCUCUUUGUCCAGCCAAAGGAGUCGACUCAGUUUCCUUAAGAGUGAGAGUGGGAUGAGCUCUACAGGUAGUGAUGCUGCCUCCACUGCCAGCCUGGGAGAAGGAGUGGAAGGAGAGGACUUCCCACCUUUUGAUGCUGAUAUUGAUGCCACCACCACAGAAUCCUACAUGGGAGAGUGGAAGAAUGACAAGCGUUCAGGGUUUGGCAUAAGUGAGCGAUCAAGUGGCCUGAAGUAUGAGGGCGAAUGGCUGGAUAAUGUGCGGCAUGGAUAUGGUUGUACCACAUUGCCUGAUGGGAAGAAGGAAGAAGGAAAAUAUCGCAUGAAUGUAUUGAUCAGAGGCAUGAAGAAACGGGUGAUACCUCUAAAAAGUGCAAAGAUAAGACAGAAAGUGGACCGGAGUAUAGAAGGUGCUCAGAGAGCAGCAGCCAUCGCCAGACAGAAAUCUGAGAUUGCAGCUUCUAGGACUGCCCACGCCAAAGCCAAGUCAGAAGGUGCAGAGCAAGCAGCAGUAGCAGCUAACAAUGAAUCCAUGUUAGCCAGGUCGAUGGCCAGGGAAUUGUCUCCAGACUUCUAUCAGCCAGGCCCUGAAUAUCUGAAGAGGAAGCUACUCCAGGAACUCAUGGAAAAUGAGGAAAAUGUUGAGAAUAUAGAAGAAACACCCCCUGUUGAAGAGACAUCUCCAGCAACACCUCCAGAAAGUCCUCAAACUGAUGAGCAGGAGUUCAUGAAACCUAAGGAGAGUCCAGCUCCAACUCCAUCGCCAUCGGGCACACCACCUGAGGCCAAGCGUGCUAAGCAGGGUUCACAGAAAGAUGGUUUUCUCAGCCCUGGGAACUGGAAUGGAGAUCAUAGCAAGAAUGGAAAUUAUACAGGAAGUAGGCCCAAUACAUCUUCUAGUGCUCCACUGGCACCAGUGGAGAAGUCAGGAAGUAAUAUCAGACCUGCUUCUCAUAGCGCCAGUCAUCCCAGCCAUAUGAAGAUUGCUACCGAUAGGAUGGAGAUCAAGCCUCUUGAAAGGAUACAGAAAGAAGGUGAAGUUAAAUUAUUUGAAGGCUAUCACGGUUAUGCUGUGCGGACCUCUCCAGUUACUCCCCCAAUGGAUAAUGAAGAAGACCCAUUCUCAGACUCCACGUUUCCUACCAAGUCAAGGUCCCCAGAGCCAGAAGCUGAUGUGAAAGCAGUGGAUCACAAAUCGGAGCCAGAAAAGAGGGAAAGUACACCUGUCACCCAACAUGAACCAGGUCAUAAAGAGAAAAAAAUAAUCAAGACGGAAUCUAAGCUUGAGCCCAAACAACAUCCACCUGAGCCUAAAGUAGAAAAAGUAGAAGCUGUGAGUGAAACCAAGCCUGAAGUCAAGAUAAUAGCUAAAACUGAGCCCAAGGCUGUGGUGAAAAAAGUUUCUCCACCAGAAGCAGCCACAAAAGAGGUGGUAGAACAAGAAGAGGGACCUAACACAAUAAUCAUCUGCAUGGUCAUUUUAUUGAACAUUGGCCUGUCUAUCUUAUUUGUACAUUUUCUGACAUGAUGAGAUACUGAAACAAGAAGUUUAUGCUGGUCUAGACAACAAUCCUGGUCAGAGAUAACAUCAGCCAUUCAGAGCUAUGUUAAAAGGAAGAAGCACAGAAGCACCCAGGGAGGGUACUGUGGUCACGAACUUUUAUGCAAUGCUUCUGUCAAACUAUUUUGCUCCAACCGUACCAGGAAGAGAUCUCGAAUUUUACAACUCCUUUUAUUCUUCCUUUUGUUUUGAGUCUGUGUUGCUUGAAGAUUUAUAAUUUUGAUGAACUGCACUGCCACUUGUUGAAAAAACAAGGAUGCAACUUAAUUGUGGAAUGGAAACACAAACUAAAAAGUCUUUUCUUUGAAUUUCACUGUGAAAACAUCAGACUUGGUGGUACAAAUCUUCCAAUUCCUGUAUUUCUAAAUUGUGCUGCAGCUCUGAAUCAUGAUUAACUCUGAGGAUGUGCUGAAAAUUGCUGGGGGUGGGUGGAGGGCAUUCAUUGCAAGGCCCUUAUUGUAUUUUGAGCAAUUAUCCAAGUUCCAUGAAAAAAAAUAGUUUGCUAAAAUCAGUAAUAUGGUCUUAAUCAAAAAAGGUACAGCCAGUAGGAAAGGUUUAGAAACUAGAACUUAAACGUCUUCCUGUCUUGUAAAGGACACCUCCCUCUCUCCCCAAUCCUAUAUUCUGCAUUCUAGAAGCUGUAGCUUUUUGUUCUUUUUUUUCUUUUAGCUCCAUUAGGAGAGCCAAGAUGUUUGGGCAUUCAGUUUUUCCCUUUCCCCCACUGUCCAAUUUGAUGCUUCUCUCCACUAGCAAAGCAACACACUUAUUUCUUCUCAAACUUUUUCAACCUUGAAUUGAGUUUAGGAUUUGGAUAUGAAGAACUUUUCACCCACUUUCUUAGCUAAUAUAGAAGUGGAACAAAGCAUCUUAUAAUGAAGAACUACUUCAGUUGGAUCUAUUUAAAUAUCUAAAUGUCUAGCGGGCUUUUGCAGCUUCUUUUAUGCCUUUGGUGUAUCAUUCCCCACAUUUCUUUAUUCAUACUUUACACAGCUUUGUUUUAAUUUGGCUAGCUGGCAGUGGUGGGAGAGGACCAGGCUGGUAGCUCUUUCUUUUCUUCUAAAAGUUUCCAUUUAGAUGUUCUCCUUCCUUAGCACUUGUCCUGGGCCAGUAGCAGUUGAGAGACUCUGAGGAGCUGCUAUACCAACUUGUCUAUAUUGUGUAUAAGCCUAAAUGGUUUUUUUGGUCAGUCAUACUUGGAGCUAUUUUCUUUGGAAAUUAGCCCAAUUGAAUAUCCUCUCAAAGCAAAAGCUUGAAAGAAGUUCACCAAAGAAGUUGGAGGUUUUAAAGAAAAGAAGACUCUCCCAACCACAAGUGUCGCAAAGCUUCCAGAAUAAACUGCACACAUCAUAGAACUAGCAGCAAAAAUGGAGCAUCAGCCAGCAAAGCCAAGGAUCCAGAAACGAGUGGAUGGAGAGGUGGCACAAGAGUGAAAUAUGGGCAAGCAAUCUUCUUGAUAAUCAAUUUGCAGCAUGUCCCCUAAUUAAUUCUGGGUAUAGUUUCCCUAUGCAAACCAAAAUGAAUCCAGUGUUAGGAAAAAUCAGUGGUUUCACUUCUUCCUAAUUCUAUUUAAGAAGUCUAUCUUCUAAAAUGAGUGAAGCUUUUUUCCUGAAUAGCAGAUCCUAUUCUAGGACAUAAGAAAAGCCACAGUUUAAAAAACAAUGAAAAUAAAUCCUACCUUUUAUGGAUUUCAGUGCACAGAUGCUGAAAUCUGGUCUUACUGUAAGCAAUUAUUUUUGCCAUGCUGAUUAGCAGCAAUUAAAUACCAUGAAACUUAUUUAGCUUACUAACUAUAGGCUGCAUUUUAAUGUGGUUUGCUAUAAAUGUUGGUAGAUGAAAUCUGUGCUCAUUUAAUAAUUAUACAGUGCCUUGAGUAUUUUUGUUGCUGGCUUUGUUUAUCCCCUUCCCAUCCUAAAAUUAGACCUGUGGCAAGAUCCAUUUUACACUCUGUCCUUUUCGGUCAUUAUUCAGAUGCACAAUAGCUUGUCAUUGAAAUUUCAAUAUGUGAAUCUGUCCUUAAAGUGUGUGGAUGUUCCCUUUCCCAACUUUCUUUGGGGGGGGGGGAAACAAGGAUUUUUGUGUCAAUUUCCAAAGCUUUUUAAAAAAUGCCUUCUUUAAAACUGACUAUGAUUUGUUAUAUAGUGACAGUCCUUGGAAUUGCAGCAGUGGGUUAAAUGUGCCCAAGUAAAAUAGAGAGGAAAAUUAAUAGGUUACUGUAUAAAAGACUGUAAUUGUAGGUGCCAAAAGGUGAUAGGCUUUUAAGUGCAGUAGGUACACUGAGGGCCCGUGUUUUUAAAACAGAUGGCUUACAACUCAUGAAUUGCUGAAAAUGAAUUUGGAAGACAAGAGUGCUGUUCCUUACAGCUUGUUUAAUAAAUAUUUUGCGUUGAAGGAGAAGAAAAACAAGAUUUCUACCAACGAAUGAGGUAUGGCAACACUGCUCAGAAAAUUGCUCAAAAUUAUCUUGUCCUUCAAACAUGAAAUAAUAGCAAUAUAGGCAGUUUUGAGGCUUUUAUUGUUACAUUUCCUUUUCUUCUAAAUAUAUUCCCUUAAAUAUAACCAGGUUAUUUGCUUUUGAAAUCUGACAGCCUCUUUCCUGGCUUGCUAGGUGUACAGUUCAGUAUGCCAGCAGCUUUACAACAGGGAAUGUGAUUUUCUUUGAGAGAUGUCAAUGCCCUUUAUUUAUCAUGAAGCACAAAACUGAGUCUUUUUGAAAAAUGUUAGGGUUAUUCCCAUCCACCUCUGAAUUCUCUUUUGCAGAAAUAUGGUGUGGUUAUUUUCUUUCUUAUAGUUUGUUCUCUGCAAUAUAAUGACAAGGAUAAAGUAAAUACAUUUGCAGUCUGUGGCAUAUAUAAAGCAGGAUCCACAGACUAUCCGUCCAGAGGCUGUUGUUUUUUAAAUUAUUUUACUUUAGACAGCUGGAUCUCCAUGCCAAAUUGCAAACUGAUUUUGAAAUUUGUCCUUUUCAAAUAUAAUAUGACUGAUGACUACAGCGCAAAAUGCUCAGGCUCCCAUUUGGAGUGCAAAACAUUUUUGACUGUCCUUGCCAUGUAUGUUUAUUAUAUAUAUAUAUCCUUAAAGAGAAGGAGCUUCUUGGUGCUUGUGCAUACAUUGGUAUCCCCUGAUUCGCUAGCAACUGCUUUGUUUACAUUAAAAUAAGGACAAGCCUUCACCAAAGAAAUAAAUGUGAGUAAUUCAAAAGAGGGAGAAUGAAUCACAUAUGGCAUUUUGGGUCUCAAAUAAUGCCUGUUCUUUCUACAGUCCUGACUUUUAAUAUUGUUCAAAGGAUCUUUAUUUCUUGUUCCAAAUACCAGUUUGAACAAGAUGACACAAAAAAUCCAGAGCCUCAUCUGGAAGUCCCUGAAGGUGUGAGUUUUUCCAUUCAUGCACAAGAGGCCUCUUUUAAGAUGAAUGGAAAGGUCCUACAGGACUUCUUACCUCUCCCAAAGAACUGCUGGAUUGGGACUAAUGUGUGCACAAGCCUUGUGGAGUUUUGCAUCCUAGGGUGAGCAGGAGCGGGUUUACCUCAAUUUGCAUGCCUUCAAACAUAGUUUGAUAUUCUUAAAAUGUUCAGGGCUUUCAAAAUGACAGAUGUAUCGUCACCAGAAACAUACCUUUUGAAAUCACAUGUUUUAAAAAUAAACAAAAGUUAUGAUAAUUUGUGCAAUGCUAUCCAGGACCUUUUAUUUGCUGUUCAUCUGGAUUAUGUGCAAUAAUAAAAGGCCCUUUUGUUCAUGUUAACAGUUCUGAUUUAUUUUAGAUGAAAGCAUGGUAAAAUUUCAUGUCUGAUGUGUUUAACAAACCAACAAGUGUAAACUACAAGAUGCAAAGUCCAGCCAAAGACAAGCUGCUUUAUGCAACAGGGCUUGCAAAUGGGGCAUGCUAUAUAAGUAUAUGUUAAAAGUUCACCCAUAUCAGUCUUUUGGAUCACCCACAAGAAGUUUUGAUUUUGUUGGGUAUGUCAGAUUGUUACACAAUUAAUCAUAAAAAUUGGCCAACCUAGACUGUCACCUAAGCAGUCUUCUUGCAGCAUGGGAUGAAGUAUACUGAUGAUACUUAAUUAAACAUCACUGCUUCAGGCCAAGCAAACAAUACUAUCAAGGUCCUUUCCCAAUGUUUGGGGGGGGGGCUAGAUACAGAAGAAUAGGCUUUGGCUUAACCCUAGCAGGACUGACUGGGUACAAGUUUUAAGGCUCCUUGGAUCUGCAUAUUUUCCAUUCUCAGUUCUGGAUGGGUUAAUAUUCCAACCAAUAAAACUUCAGUGAUAUUUGGGGUCUUCUGGAUUGUUGAUUUCUGACUGAUGUACAGGUAAAAAUCACAACCAGAAGAAUUAAUACACAAAUACAUCUUACAUGCUAAUUGCACUCAUUCCUAGAUUAGGAGGCACUGUUUAUGUUCACUCAUGCCUUAGCUCAAUAUUAGACUAUUGCAAUGUGUUCUAUAUGGCACUGUCCUUCAAGAGCAUUUGGAAGCUUCAAAUGGUCCAGAAUGCAGCAGUAAUGGGUAAACCAUGGCACACCUAUGUAACAGCUGCUAUAUUAUAUAUCAUAGCCACUGAAAGGAAAAUUGGUGUAUUAAAAUAAGUAAUUACACAACAAUUCCUUUUUCAACAAUUGCUGAACAAGCUUGACAAGCCAGCUCAGCACUGGUGAGAUGUAACUUCCAAGAAGAUUUAUUGCAAAGAUUAUUUAUUUAUUUAUUGAAUUUAUUUCCCACCUAUCUUGUAGCAAAUUACUCUGGGCAGCUUAAUAGUUGGAAAGGGUAUAAUGUGGCCAUUUCAUAUUACAUUUCAAAGCUAAUGGAGGAACAUCUACCAACAUGUCUGAUCACUGUGAGACGAUAUAGCAAGGAUAAGAUUCCAUGCUUAAUUCCUUAGAAAAAUUCCAGUCCAGAAAUACCAAUUGCCAAGGAAUGUGGAGGGCUUAUAAAAUAAUUCCUGUGAGAAGGUGAAUCACUCUGCAGAGAGCUUUCACUUUUCUUAGCUCUCUAAUAAUUUGUGCUGUGGAACCCUCUGCUGGAAAUAAAAAGCCAGGAUGAAAAGGGUCACUUUUAGAUCCACCUGCUCCAAUUACUGCAGAAGCUUAUGAGGAAAAAACACAAGGGCUACCACAGCAACUUUCACUAUAUGAAUUCUGCUAGACAAAAAAAGACCUCUGCAUUCAUUUGUAGAAGGAAUUGAUUUACAUUCCAGCAUACAUCAUAUCCUGUAACCCAAAUCCAAUCAUUGAUCAAACUACAAUAGAAAGGACAUUUGAUUCCUGUAAUCACAAUCUUGACAAAAAUGUCACAACAUUAGUGUUUUCAAGGGAUUUUUCUCAGUAGUGGUGCUACUGUCAGCAUUAAAGGAGAGUCCUGUUGAAAAAAAAAUUUUUUUUCCAUAAAAAAGGACAUAGUUUGAAAUUUCUGCCUACACAGGAUGUCAGGCAGUUUCCAACCCUAAAAACAGUGUGCAGAUGAUGGGGAGGGAGAGGGGAGUUAUAAGUCACAAGCCUCAAGAUUCAAGACAUCAGCAAGGAGAGGAAGGAAGCAACAAACGAGAAUAUUUCCUUCUAAAUUCAUUUUUUAUAUAAAUUUUAUUGUAAGCAAUCCAGAAAUUAACUACCCCAUUUUUUCCAUUUCAGAACCACAUGCAUUACAAAAUGCACCUUGUUCUGUAGCUGGAAUAUUCCAGUGACGAAGUGGACCUCUCUAGUCUAACAGAACCGGUCCCUGGUGCCCAAAAGGGGGCCGCUGUUUUAACAGAUAAGAUGUAGUGUGUUCUCCUCCAAAAUGCAAAGGGAGUGAGCAGCACUUCCUGUCUCACACAGUCAGAGUCUGAAUAAAUAACAUAAAUGAACAGAGAGAGGAAAGAAGGGAUGAAAACCCUGAUAUUUCUCUACCCAAUAGAAGGCAUCUUACAUAGAUAUGCAAAACUUUUUAGACAAAGAGUCCUGCUAACUAUUCUUACAGCUAUUGUCGCUAGUAGUCCAAAGCUGGUGCAUAUAAAAUUGAAUUCCAACAAAAAGGUAAUCAGAGCUGAAGAUAUACAGUAGGUUUGGGUGGAAUUGGGGAAAAUGCUUAGAAAAAGCAGGUGAUGCUGCAGCCUCAUACUAGAUUUUUAAUUGCAUUUUGGAAAUUAAAUAUAUGUGCCUUAAAUGUCUGCAUUUACUUGCUGUUACGAAACUUGUGAUUCUUUGAAGGGAAUUGGAAUAAAAAUGCUUGUAUUUUCUGGCAAUAGUAACUCUUGCUUUUCUAAUUUAUCUCCUGCUAAAUUACUUUCCAUUUUACUAUUUUUAUGAUAAAAAUAAUGUUAUUAUAAUAAAUACAAAAAUAAACUGUCUGUCUGUUCCCAUAUGCCCGUUAUAGGAUCAGUGUUGCCUAUUACUUGAAAAACUCUUAAUUUGAUUAAAAUUAUUCUAGGUUUAAGCUGAACGUAAUAGAAUUAAUUAUCUGGAAUUUAAUUAUUCGUGGUCUAAAAUAUAGUCAAGAUGAACUUUGGCAGUCUCAAAGUUGCAUAAUUUAAUUUGUUAUUUAUGGGAUGUUUCUGCUGUUCUAAACUUCAUUUAUAAAAUAUGGCCAGUUGUAAAAAGUCAUAAUCAUCUCCUGUAAUGAAUUUUCUGCAAAGGUGAAAAAACAAAAAAAUAGGGCAUAUAAUGGAUGAUUUGGGAUAUCUGCAAUUGUAGAGCAGCAAUGCUAUGAUGAAGUUUCAGAUUUGGCCUUUAGUAAAAACAAACAGUUUAUAAAUAGCUGAAUUUAAUAAACUAGAGAAAGGUUCAUGUUUUCGGCAAUGCAUUUUUAAUGAAAUUGAAUCACAUAUAUUAAGCUCAUAACACUACAUAUAUCACACAUGCAUAUUUAAAUUUCUGAGGCAAUGUCGUAUUGUAUGAACAAUGUUUGAAAUAUAUGCAUCAGAAUAAAGAAUAAGCUUUUCA
This is a messenger RNA of Crotalus tigris (Tiger rattlesnake), 9918 nucleotides long. It is a transcript of the gene JPH2, whose product is annotated as junctophilin 2. The record is from RefSeq and is a predicted model, not a curated record. Bases 752 to 2977 code for a protein of 741 amino acids. Gene Ontology annotation, cellular component: sarcoplasmic reticulum; plasma membrane; junctional membrane complex. NCBI's taxonomy places the organism in Eukaryota, Metazoa, Chordata, Lepidosauria, Squamata, Viperidae. The transcript has 6 exons.